GCCUGUGGCGGUGCCGCCUGCCUGGUCGCUUUUGCGGACCUGGUGGCGGCGACAGUGGGAGCUCAUGGAGCUUUCGAUUAACGACGUCGACAAGACCAAGAAGCGGUCGGGUCUGGGCCGUUGUAAGCGUUUCUUUUGGUUGGGCGUCGCCUUCGACACGGUGGGCGCGACCGUGAUGUUCACCGGGGUCUUCGCCGAUCUGCUCUUCUACGACCUGUUGCUUUACCUGGGUUCCAUCAUCAUCUUCCUCAGCCUCCUCUGGUGGGUUUUCUGGUACAGCGGUAACAUCGAACUGUCUUCUGAAGAGCCCUUGAACAGGCCCUACCACCUGCCUUCCGCCACCACGCUGGAAGUCCUGAGCCAGACCAUCAGCAACCGUUUCUCUUUCAACAUGGGCAGCGUUUCCAACACCUUUAUGCGGAUGCGGCCGCGGCGGCGGCACCGCAAGAGGUUCCUGCAAGGGAGUGCUCUGGAUAUGACCGUCACGGGCCAGGUCGAAAACCAGCUAGACCAGGACAAAGACGGGAUGGAAGGUGCCAAGGAGAGCGGCGACGCUCAGGACUUCGGCAGCGAGGAUCUCCCCAAACCUGAAGCUGUCAAAAGUUUAAAGAGAGUUUGCUCCUUGGGCCCCAAUGCAGGUCCCCUAGGCACUGAGGCUAGUCUCCCAAGGUUUGUUAAAGGACCAUGGACCCAUCUGGUGCAGCCAUUCACUCCAUCUCCUCUGGACCAGCCUCUCACUCCAGCCAUCCUGGCUUUUAAGAGCCUGCCCAUAGUCCCCGUGGCCUCUGCUAGCCAGCCUCUACCUAUUCUGAACUCUAAGAGCCAGCCUGUAGUUUCCUUGGCCUCUACGAGCCAGCCCCCUGCAGUUACUCUUGCCUCUGUGAGCCAGCCUGCUGCCCCCUUGGCCUCUACUAGCCAGCCUCUACCUAUUCUGACUUCUAAGAGCCAGCCUGUAGCUUCCUUGGCUUCUACUACUCAGCCUCCGGUCCUGUUGGCCUCUAAGAGCCUGCCUGCUGUCCCUUUGUGCUCUACAAGUCAGCCUCUGACCAUCCUUACCUCUCAGAGCCAACCCCUGGUACCUGUGGCCUCUCAGAGCCACCCCCGGGUACCUGUGGCCUCUCAGAGCCACCUCCUGGUGCCUGUGGCUUCACAGAGCCAGCUCCAGACUCUUGCUCAGGCCUGUCAAACUCAGCCACCACCUCUUCUGGCUUCCCAAUCCCAGGGUCUGGCCACCCAGGUCUCUCUGCUCCAGCUUCUGCCCACCCAGUCUUUUCACACCCAACCUGUGGACCCUCAGAUGGCCCAGGCUAUCCAGGACUUUCAGACCAUGUAUCACACCCAACAGACCUCCCAGAGCGGCUCUUUAGUCCAGAGGAUUGGACCAAGCCAGUCUCCAUCUGCCCAGGAGUUUCACAAAGAGCCAGUUGCUUUCGAGACCCCGCCACCAGCGGGCCAGGAGCUAAGUCAGAACGCCCCUGACACUGCGUCCCUGCUCCCUGAGUCCCCAGCUCCAGCUGCUCAAGCCCAGCAGUCAGUGUCCCCCGGCAGGGCGCCCACCCCCGUCCCGGAGAGGAGGAGUUGCUCUCUCUAGCACAGAACCAGACCCCAGCCCUCCGAGUGGGCCUAAGGCCUCCACCAAAACUCACCAAUGUUCCUACAGAUUUAAGUGCAAGUUUAUAAAAGCACAAAUACUUACCUUAAUCUCGAUUUGGAAACCUCCAUAUGGAGCCCUGGCCUGUCUCAGCCCAGCAGACUUGACCAGCUGCCUCCGCCAAGUCUGUGCUGCAGAGUGGGGAGAAUUUUCCAGCCCCAGACAGUAAAGAUGUUUAUUGCCAGAAUUUGAAGCCAUAAUCGACUAUGCUGUUCCAAAUGAACUUCAUUUUAAAAGAAGUUGGUUUUUAAAAUAGACUCCUCUUGUGAAAGCAUUCCAGCAUUCUAAGCGGAAAAUCAUGUCUCACAUACUCUGGGUGAAUGUGUCAGUACAAAUCCCACAGAAAUGGACAUUGAAAAUUGCAACUCCUUGUAUUUAAGGAUGCUUUGUGACCUCAUUAAGCUAUCAGAAAGGUUAAUACAAUCAGGGUAUUAUAACAUGUUACAGUUUAUUUGUAUGUUCAUUUGAUUUAAGCAAUAUGAGUUUCCCUUCUUCCCAAGGAUUUAA
This is a messenger RNA of Balaenoptera ricei (Rice's whale), 2158 nucleotides long. RefSeq names its product histone-lysine N-methyltransferase 2D-like. The record is from RefSeq and is a predicted model, not a curated record. The transcript has 2 exons. Bases 65 to 1591 code for a protein of 508 amino acids. Lineage: Eukaryota; Metazoa; Chordata; Mammalia; Artiodactyla; Balaenopteridae.